This is a messenger RNA of Schizosaccharomyces cryophilus OY26, 1185 nucleotides long. RefSeq names its product 5-formyltetrahydrofolate cyclo-ligase. Gene Ontology annotation, molecular function: 5-formyltetrahydrofolate cyclo-ligase activity. The record is from RefSeq and is a predicted model, not a curated record. The transcript has 5 exons. Gene Ontology annotation, cellular component: mitochondrion. Bases 503 to 1117 code for a protein of 204 amino acids. Gene Ontology annotation, biological process: folic acid-containing compound biosynthetic process; tetrahydrofolate interconversion. Lineage: Eukaryota; Fungi; Ascomycota; Schizosaccharomycetes; Schizosaccharomycetales; Schizosaccharomycetaceae.
GAAAGUUUUUGCACCGUCAUUUCCUUUUCUGACACAAGAGCUCUGCUGUCAGUCAUCAUUGUUAAAAGUAAUCAUAACUUUGCUUUUUUUUAGUAUUAACUUUCAUAUAUGCUCCUUUCUUCAGUAUUCUGAAUCCAGCAGUUUCAAAAGGUAAAGCAGACAGAAGCGAAUGUGCUUCCGAUCAAAGGAAUUUCAACCCAGGUAAAUAUUUAAAUCUCACAAUCGAUUUCAAGUCAUUUUUUUCUGUUUUUCAUUUACAAGAUCUAUGUUAUUAAAAUUGAUGCUUUCUCAUAGCUACUUCCUAGGCGCGUUUACAAGUGCGCUUUCAUUUUAUAGAACCUCCAUCGAGUAUUGACGAUAAAGCUCAUUACUGUUGUUUUAUAAAAACAUAUUUAUAUCCUCUAAGAAGUUACUGUUAUUAAUUGGUUUUGGCUUCCUGUUCCAUAAUGGACUUUGAACUUUUCAAAUAUUCAAACGAGUUGAAAAGUCCAAGCAGCUCAAAAUGACCAAUUUUUCUAAGAAAAAGAUUCGCUCUUUGAUGUCUAAAGUAUUAGCUGGACUAAGCGACCAACUGGUUGAAGCUGAAUCUACUUCAGUUUGUGAGAAAGUUCUAAAUCUUCCGGAAUGGAAGAAGAGUAAGAAUAUUUGUCUCUUCAUGAACAUGCCCAAGAUGGAAAUACGUACUCACGAUCUUGUCAAUGAAGCUCUGAAACAAGGAAAAAACGUAUUUUUACCAAGAUGCGAAGGACGCCAUACGAUGUCGAUGUAUCAAGUAUACAAUACUAACCAUCUGAUCAAAAAUCAAUGGCAAAUCCCUGAACCAGAUGGAUCUUCCCCAAAAGUUAUGGAUGAUGAAACUUUCUGUGAUUUAAUCAUCAUGCCCGGUGUAGCCUUCGAUUCUAACUUAGCACGACUUGGUCAUGGCAGAGGUUUUUAUGAUGAUUUUGUUCAUCGUUACAAAGCCUGGUGCUUCCAAAAACCUUCUAGAUGUGACAUCUUCAAAGUUGGAAUUUGUUUAUCCAAACAAGUUCUCCCAAAUGGUCAAAUUCCAAUGAGUCCUUUAGAUGAGUUUCUUGACUUACUUGUCACUCCUCAAAACAUUUACAAAAGGCCUUAGAGGGUUGCAGGUAUGGAACAAUAUUAGACUCCGAAAUGUAAAAUAACUUGAACUAGUUUAGAUUAAAG